This is a messenger RNA of Mytilus californianus (California mussel), 2656 nucleotides long. RefSeq names its product dnaJ homolog subfamily C member 4-like. Lineage: Eukaryota; Metazoa; Mollusca; Bivalvia; Mytilida; Mytilidae. The coding region runs from base 176 to 973 and encodes 265 amino acids. The record is from RefSeq and is a predicted model, not a curated record. The transcript has 7 exons.
UCGAAAACUGGUCGAAACUGUUUCGUAACGUCAACUGUAGCAUUUGUUUACAAUUUACUUAUUUACAGAAUGUGAAGAUCAGACGUCUGUUUCCUAAUUUGGUACCAGAAUUAUUUGUAGUAUAGUCGAAUGCAUAAAACAUUGACACCCGAUAAACAAUUUCAAACAAAUCAGGAUGUACAGGUGUCUCUUUCAGAAACAUUUGGAAUUCCAGUUUCUGUCACUUGGCUGUAGGAAUUCCAAGCUUUUCUUAUUUCAUCCUGUAAGGUCUAUAUCACAGACACAUUACCAAGUUCUUGGAGUAGGACAGACCGCUACAGAUGGAGAAAUAAAAUCAGCUUACAAACAACUGUGUAAAAAGCUGCAUCCUGAUGUAAACAAAAAUGAUCCUAAAGCACAUGACAAAUUUACAGAAGUGCAAAACGCUUAUUCCACCCUUAGUGGCAAGAGGACAAGAUAUGAAUAUGAUCAGGAAUUAAGAUAUGGACAGACGUUUGGUCCUGCUGAAUCUGAUGAAGAUUUAUUAAGACGCUACAGGUCUACUAAACAUGCAGAUGAUUCCUAUUAUGGAAAUAGAAGUUAUGGGAAUAGUUACUAUAGAAAUACACCAAAAGGACAAAAUUUGAGCAAUGACCCAGUUAUGAGAGCAUUAAGAUAUAUAUCUAGGAAUUUCUUAAAAAUAGUGGCAUUUGGAAUUAUGAUUAAUUGUAGUUUAAUAUUAUUAUCUCAGCGCUAUGUAAAGAACCAGCUAGAUGAAAAGGACAAACGUUUACAUGCUGAAAUGCAGUACCUUAAUCAGCAUUUCCAUAAUCAUGGAUUCCAAAAGGCACCCAAAAUUUACCAGCAUGGAAAGGAAGAACCUUAUAAAGAGGCGAAUAUAGAAUAUAUAUAUGAUAAACCACAGAGACAUAAGAAAGAAGACUUUCUUUAUAUUAAUAAAUCAUACAAAGAGAAAUUACCUGGCGAUCUAUGAAGUCUUAUGGAAUGUUUUAUAGUGAGAUAUUUGUAUCCAUAGGCAAUUCGUUUGUAUGGUGGCACGGAAUGCUGUUGCUUCACCAAUUUUAGAGUAUUUCUUUUAAAUCACACAAAAAUAUAUUUCUUAUUGAUUUGUGUUGAAAAUUUAACAUUCUGAAAAAGGGGUGAAUGAGUAAAGCUGGGAUGUAUAAUUGUGAACAACGUAUAUUUGUAUGUAUUGACGGUGAAUUUUAACAUUCUGAAAAAGGGGUGAAUGAGUAAAAGGGGGAUGUAUAAUUGUGAACAAUGUAUAAAUGUAUGUAUAGACAGUGAGUUUUAAAAUUCUGACAGAAAUAAAACAUAUGUGAGUAAGAGAGAGAAAGAGAUUUAAAAAGUAUGUAAUUGAAUGAGAGAAUGAAAGAGAAAACAAUGGUUUUAGGUAAUGAUAAAAAUGUUUUAAAUUAUUUAUGUAAUUUUAAAUUGGUGUGGUGAAGACAUUUGAAAGACUACCUCUGUUAGUAAUUUGAUUUGUGGUAUUUUAUUGAUAAAAGCCCUUUUUAAAUAGAUCCUCUUUUAACAUUUAUUUGCCCUUAUUUUGCAUGAGAUAUUUGCCACUGGGUGGUAAAGAAAAAACAAUCAACCUUUUGUUGAAACUGAACUGAACAAUAGUGAACAAGCAUAGACUAUUUUCUUUUCAUUUUCAUGCAUCUGCUUUUAUAAAGGAUGUUCCGUCCUCUGUUUCAAAAUAACAAGCUUUUUAAAAAGACAGUUAAAAUUGAUAUUAUACAAAUAACAGAAUUUUAAAACUUGUUUAUGAGAUAUAAUUUGCAAUUGUAAAUAUGGGGGGAAUUGAUUUUCUAUACAUUUUCAUUCAUUUAAAAUUGGCAUCUUUUUUCUUUCAAAAACUAUGAAAAAUUAACAAGGAUUUUAUAAUAUUUUUAAAAUUGGCUAGUUAAAUAAUAUGUAAUAAAAUUAUGAAAAGAAAAAAAGGGGUUAGCCGGCCAAUUUUUUAUUUGUUACUACAUAGAUAAAAGUAGAGGAUUCCAAGCAUCUGACAAAAAGUCAAAAACAAGAGUAGUGAACAUCCUUAAAGAUACAAAGUAUGGAUAUAUUUUCUGAUAUUGAAUUGAGGCUUUUUUUAAGACACAAAAGCUAUUUUUGGGUCAGAUUACCAUAGAUUAUAACUUAAAGCUAUCUUAUCAGGUUCUGAUAUCAAUUCCUGCUUGCAAGUAAUUAUAAUUUCUGCGGUUCUAUUUUUAACUGUCUUAAAAUGUCAAUUUUAGGAUAUAUAUAAGUAUUUGAAUUUUGCUUAUUCAAAUCUUUUUUUAAGAAUGGUGCAUGAUUUGCGGUGUUGUGAAAAAUCAUUUUCAAAACUAUUUGAGGAGUCCAGUCAACAUCAUUGUCAUAAAAAAAGUUGAAAAUAAAGUAAAUUUGUGAAUUUUUUUUUUUAUAAGUUAUGAUCAUAGAUUUUGGAUUAUGAUUAAAAGUAGUUUUAUUGUUUUACAGCAGAACAAAUAAACAAAUAUCCCAAAAAUGAUGAGGUCUUAGACUCAACUGAAACAUUUUUUAAUGAGAAUCUUUUUAGAACACAUUUUAUUUCUUAAAUGGUACAUGUAUAGAAGUUUUAGAUUGUUACUGAAAAUUUGUAUUCAACUAUGUAUUUUGAGGGAACUAAUCAUGAAUAAAGCAUUUGAUGAAUUUA